Candidula unifasciata is the source of this 426-nucleotide messenger RNA. Lineage: Eukaryota; Metazoa; Mollusca; Gastropoda; Stylommatophora; Geomitridae. The record is from the annotation of a GenBank genome assembly.
AUGGGUGAUAAGCAACAGACAGACGACGACCCUGAGCUAAUAACUCUACAAGAAACAAUUUAUGAUCUCAUCAGCAGAAUCAGGGAUCCUGAGAAACCAGAGUCCUUGGAAGACUUGAAUGUGAUAUCUGAAUCGGGAGUGAAAGUUUGUCGCUUGAGAGAUGGCCAGCUGCUGGCUCACAUUGAAUUUGUGCCCACUGUGCCCCACUGCAGCUUAGCUUCCAUUAUUGGCCUAACGAUGCGAUCAAAACUAGAACAAUGCUUACCUGAAAAGCUCAAGGUAGACAUUUAUAUAAAGAAAGGAACACACGAUACAGCUGAUGAGAUCAACAAACAGAUCAAUGACAAGGAGAGAAUAUCAGCUGCUAUGGAGAAUCCCAAUCUGCAGAAGCUUGUUAAGGAAUGUAUUGAUUCUGGGGACAGCUAA